UGCCUGUCCCCUAUGCUAUCUGGCAGCGCUAUCCUUAUUAUAAUAUCACCUCUUAGUUGGAGCAACAGAAAUCAAUAAACACACCUUCCAUUUGUCUUACAGUACUGUCCAGACAAGUGAUCGUUGCCCGGUGCCACCACAGCAGAUAUUUUUUUUACAUACUUGGGCUCUGCUCCCUAAACCGCAACCAUGAGUUCGGACGCGGAGAUGGCUGUUUUUGGGCCAGCAGCCCAGUUCCUCAGAAAAAGUGAGAAAGAGCGGAUUGAAGCACAGAACAAACCAUUUGAUGCAAAGAGCUCUGUGUUUGUGGUGGAGAUCAAGGAAUCCUACGUGAAAGGAGUCCUUCAAAGCAAGGAGGGUGGGAAGGCAAUUGUAAAGACAGAAGGUGGACAGACUGUAACAGUGAAGGAUGAUCAGAUCUUCCCUAUGAAUCCACCAAAGUUCGAUAAAAUUGAAGACAUGGCCAUGAUGACCCACUUGAAUGAACCAUCUGUUCUGUAUAACCUCAAAGAGCGUUAUGCAGCCUGGAUGAUCUACACCUAUUCUGGGCUUUUCUGUGUUACUGUGAAUCCCUACAAGUGGCUUCCUGUGUACAACCCAGAGGUGGUGGUGGCUUACAGAGGCAAGAAGCGCCAGGAGGCCCCACCCCACAUCUUCUCUAUCUCUGAUAACGCCUAUCAAUCCAUGUUAACUGAUCGGGAAAACCAGUCAAUCCUGAUCACUGGAGAAUCUGGUGCUGGAAAAACAGUUAACACAAAACGUGUCAUUCAGUAUUUUGCAACAAUUGCAGCAGCCCCUGACAAGAAAAAGGAAGAAGUCGCAAAAAGCAAGGGAACCCUGGAAGAUCAAAUCAUUCAGGCAAAUCCUUUGCUGGAAGCUUUUGGAAACGCCAAGACAGUGAGGAAUGACAACUCUUCCCGCUUUGGUAAAUUCAUCAGAAUCCAUUUUGGCACAACUGGGAAACUCUCCUCAGCUGAUAUUGAAACUUACCUGCUGGAGAAGUCCAGAGUUACCUUUCAGCUAAAAGCCGAGAGGAGCUAUCACAUUUUCUACCAAAUCAUGUCCAACAAGAAGCCGGAACUGAUCGAUAUGCUCCUGAUUACCACCAACCCCUAUGACUAUCCAUUCGUCAGCCAAGGGGAGAUCUCUGUAGCUAGCAUUGAUGAUACAGAAGAGCUCAUGGCCACUGAUAGUGCUAUCGAUAUCCUGGGCUUCACUGCGGAUGAGAAAAUGACUAUCUAUAAACUGACAGGUGCCGUCAUGCACUACGGUAACAUGAAAUUCAAGCAGAAACAGCGAGAGGAGCAGGCUGAGCCAGACGGCUCAGAAGUUGCUGAUAAGGCUGCCUAUUUGAUGUGUCUGAACUCAUCAGAUUUGCUAAAAGCUCUCUGCUACCCAAGAGUGAAGGUCGGCAAUGAAUAUGUAACUAAAGGGCAAACUGUUCAGCAGGUUCACAACUCAGUUGGUGCUCUGGGUAAAGCUGUUUAUGAGAAGAUGUUCUUGUGGAUGGUCACACGUAUUAAUGAAAUGUUGGAUACUAAGCAGCCAAGACAGUUUUUCAUCGGUGUGCUGGAUAUCGCUGGGUUUGAGAUCUUUGAUUACAACAGCUUGGAGCAGCUCUGCAUCAACUUCACCAAUGAGAAACUGCAACAGUUUUUCAACCAUCACAUGUUUGUCCUGGAGCAAGAGGAGUACAAGAAGGAAGGGAUUGAGUGGACAUUUAUUGACUUUGGCAUGGACUUGGCUGCCUGUAUUGAGCUUAUUGAGAAGCCAAUGGGCAUUUUCUCCAUCCUUGAAGAGGAGUGUAUGUUUCCCAAGGCAACAGACACUUCAUUCAAGAACAAGCUGUAUGACCAACAUCUGGGCAAGUCAAACAACUUCCAGAAACCCAAACCAGUCAAAGGCAAAGCCGAGGCUCAUUUCUCUCUUGUCCAUUAUGCCGGAACAGUUGAUUACAACAUCACUGGGUGGCUUGAAAAGAACAAGGACCCACUGAAUGACACUGUCAUUGGCCUCUACCAAAAGUCUUCAAUGAAGACACUGGCAUAUCUAUUCUCCAGCUAUGCCGCUGGUGACGCAGAGGGUGGUGGAAAGAAAGGUGGGAAGAAGAAGGGGUCCUCUUUCCAGACCGUUUCUGCUCUUUUUAGGGAAAAUCUGAAUAAGCUGAUGUCCAAUCUAAGGACCACCCAUCCUCACUUUGUCCGUUGCAUUAUUCCCAAUGAGACCAAAACUCCAGGGGCAAUGGAACACGCACUUGUAUUGCAUCAGCUAAGAUGUAACGGUGUGCUGGAGGGUAUUAGGAUUUGCAGAAAGGGAUUCCCAAGCAGAAUUCUCUACGGUGACUUCAAGCAAAGAUACAAAAUUUUAAAUGCAAGUGCAAUCCCAGAGGGUCAGUUUAUUGACAGCAAAAAGGCCUCUGAAAAACUCCUUGGAUCCAUUGAUGUUGACCAUACCCAGUACAGAUUUGGCCAUACUAAGGUGUUCUUCAAAGCUGGUCUCCUGGGGUUACUGGAAGAGAUGCGAGAUGAUCGCUUGGCUGAGGUCAUCACUCGUACCCAGGCAAGGUGCAGAGGAUUCCUCAUGAGAGAAGAGUUUAAAAAAAUGAUGGAGAGGAGGGAAGCUUUGUUCACUAUUCAAUACAAUAUCCGGUCCUUUAUGAAUGUCAAGCAUUGGCCAUGGAUGAAGCUUUACUUUAAGAUCAAGCCUCUUCUGAAGAGUGCUGAGUCAGAGAAAGAGAUGCAGAAUAUGAAGGAAGAGUUUGCGAAGACCAAGGAGAUGCUGGCCAAGUCAGAAGCUAAACGUAAGGAACUAGAAGAGAAGAUGGUUAAAGUUCUCCAAGAGAAGAAUGACCUUCAACUUCAAGUCCAGUCUGAAUCAGAAAAUCUCAUAGAUGCUGAGGAAAGGUGUGAUCAGUUAAUCAAAGCUAAAAUUCAGUCAGAAGCAAAAAUCAAAGAGCUGAAUGAGAGGCUAGAAGAUGAGGAGGAAUCUAAUGCUGAACUGACAGCCAAGAAAAGGAAACUUGAGGAUGAAUGCUCAGAGCUGAAGAAAGAUAUUGAUGAUCUGGAGUUAACACUGGCCAAAGUUGAAAAAGAGAAACAUGCAACAGAAAACAAGGUUAAGAAUCUCACAGAAGAAAUGGCAGUUUUGGAUGAGACCAUAGUUAAGCUGACCAAAGAGAAAAAAGCACUUCAAGAAGCCCACCAGCAGACACUUGAUGACCUCCAGGCAGAGGAGGACAAAGUUAAUACUCUGACCAAAGCCAAGGCCAAGCUUGAACAGCAAGUUGAUGAUCUCGAAGGGUCUCUGGAACAAGAGAAGAAAUUGCGCAUGGACCUUGAAAGAUCUAAGAGGAAACUAGAGGGUGAUCUUAAACUUGCCCAGGAAACAAUCAUGGAUCUGGAAAAUGAUAGGCAGCAACUGGAUGAAAAACUUAAAAAGAAAGAAUUUGAAAUCAGCCAGUUUGUGAGCAGAAUUGAGGACGAGCAGGCUCUUGGUGCUCAGCUGCAGAAAAAGAUUAAGGAAUUGCAGGCCCGUAUUGAGGAGCUUGAAGAGGAAAUUGAAGCAGAACGUACUGCAAGGGCCAAAGCAGAGAAGCAGAGAUCUGAAUUCUCUAGGGAACUUGAAGAAAUCAGUGAGCGUCUGGAAGAAGCUGGAGGUGCCACUUCUGCUCAGAUUGAGAUGAACAAGAAGCGUGAGGCAGAGUUUCAGAAGAUGAGACGUGACCUUGAAGAAGCCACUCUACAACAUGAAGCCACUGCAGCUGCUCUUAGGAAGAAGCAGGCUGACAGUGUGGCUGAACUUGGGGAACAAAUUGAUAACCUCCAGAGGGUCAAGCAGAAGCUGGAAAAGGAGAAGAGUGAGCUAAAGAUGGAGAUUGAUGACCUUGCCAGCAACAUGGAAUAUGUGACUAAAGCUAAGGCUAAUUUUGAGAAAAUUUGUCGCACCCUGGAAGAUCAGCUCAGUGAACUGAAGUCAAAGGAUGAGGAACACCAGAGGCAACUUAAUGACAUCACUGCCCAAAGAGCCCGACUGCAGACAGAGAAUGGUGAAUAUGCACGACAGUUGGAGGAAAGAGAAGCUUUAAUCUCCCAACUUUCUCGAAGUAAACAGGCAUUUACUCAACAGAUUGAAGAACUCAAGAGGCAACUGGAAGAGGAAAUCAAGGCCAAAAACGCCCUUGCCCAUAGUCUGCAGUCAGCCCGCCAUGAUUGUGACUUGCUUAGAGAACAGUAUGAGGAAGAACAAGAGGCCAAGGCUGAGCUUCAGCGCUCAUUGUCCAAAGCCAAUGGGGAGGUUGCCCAGUGGAGGACCAAGUAUGAGACAGAUGCUAUUCAGCGCACAGAGGAACUAGAGGAUGCCAAGAAGAAACUUGCUCAGCGUCUCCAGGAAGCAGAAGAACACAUUGAAGCUGUGAAUUCCAAGUGUGCUUCCCUUGAAAAGACCAAACUACGACUUCAGAAUGAAGUUGAAGACCUUAUGGUUGAUGUUGAAAGGUCAAACAGUGCAUGUGCUGCUUUAGAUAAGAAACAAAAGAACUUUGAUAGGAUUCUGGCAGAAUGGAAGCAAAAGUUUGAAGAGAGCCAAGCUGAACUGGAAGCUUCUCAGAAAGAAUCUCGUUCACUCAGCACAGAGUUGUUUAAAAUGAAGAACUCUUAUGAGGAAUCUCUGGAUCAUCUUGAGACAACCAAACGAGAGAACAAGAAUUUGCAGCAGGAGAUUUCUGAUCUCACCGAGCAAAUUUCUGAAAGUAACAAAUUACUGCACGAGGUGGAAAAAGCCAAGAAACUAAUUGAACAAGAAAAGACUGAUAUUCAGUCUGCUCUAGAAGAAGCUGAGGCAUCUCUGGAACACGAGGAAGGCAAGAUACUGAGAAUCCAAUUGGAACUUAAUCAAAUAAAAUCAGAAGUUGACAGAAAGAUUGCAGAGAAGGAUGAAGAAAUGGAUCAAUUUAAAAGGAACCACAUCAGGGUGGUGGAGUCCAUGCAGAGCUCAUUGGAUGCUGAAAUCAGAAGCAGAAAUGAUGCUCUAAGGUUAAAGAAGAAAAUGGAGGGAGAUCUUAAUGAAAUGGAGAUCCAGUUAAGCCAUGCCAAUCGACAAGCUGCUGAGUCUCAGAAGCAGUUGAGAAAUAUUCAGGGAUUGUUCAAGGAUGUUCAGAUUCACUUGGAUGACUCCCUGAGAGCACAGGAAGAUCUUAAGGAGCAACUGGCUAUGGUUGAACGCAGAGCUAAUCUAAUGCAGGCUGAGAUAGAAGAGAUGAGGGCUGCUCUUGAACAAACUGAACGCAGCAGGAAAGUGGCAGAACAAGAAUUAUUGGAUGUUAGUGAGCGUGUACAACUCCUGCACUCACAGAACACAAGCUUGAUUAACACCAAGAAGAAGCUUGAAACAGACAUGGCUCAACUACAGACUGAGGUUGAAGAGGCCAUACAAGAAGCCCGCAAUGCUGAAGAUAAAGCCAAAAAGGCCAUAACAGAUGCUGCUAUGAUGGCAGAAGAACUUAAAAAGGAACAGGACACCAGUGCUCACCUGGAAAGGAUGAAGAAGAACCUGGAUCAAACAGUGAAGGACUUGCAGCAUCGUUUGGAUGAAGCUGAACAACUGGCUAUGAAAGGUGGAAAAAAACAAAUCCAGAAAUUGGAGGCUAGGGUUCGGGAGCUUGAAAACGAAGUGGAAUCUGAACAAAAACGCAGCACAGAGGCAAUUAAAGGUGUCCGUAAAUAUGAACGGAGAGUUAAAGAACUAACAUACCAGUCUGAGGAAGAUAAAAAGAAUAUCCUGAGACUUCAGGACCUGGUAGACAAACUCCAAAUGAAGGUGAAGGCCUACAAGAGGCAAACAGAGGAAACUGAGGAACAGUCCAAUAGCAACCUCACCAAGUAUCGCAAGAUGCAACAUGAACUUGAGGAAGCUGAGGAGCGUGCUGAUAUUGCAGAAUCCCAGGUCAACAAGCUUCGUGCUAAGACCCGAGAGGUUACUAAGAUUGUGAAGAGUGAAGAGUAGGCGGGUGCUGGAGCCUCCAAACUAGUGACUGAUGAGAAGCACAUAAUGUGGAAUUCUUUUUUCUGUCACUGUUAUGUCUUAAAUAUAUUCAGUAAUAAAUAUAUAGGUCCUUGCAAGA
Messenger RNA from Xenopus laevis (African clawed frog), 6118 nucleotides. Its product is annotated as myosin-1B. Bases 190 to 6000 code for a protein of 1936 amino acids. Lineage: Eukaryota; Metazoa; Chordata; Amphibia; Anura; Pipidae. The transcript has 39 exons. The record is from RefSeq and is a predicted model, not a curated record.